Molecule: messenger RNA, 1845 nt
Organism: Aspergillus pseudonomiae
Lineage: Eukaryota; Fungi; Ascomycota; Eurotiomycetes; Eurotiales; Aspergillaceae
Product: GMC family oxidoreductase
Exons: 5
Coding region: 1-1845 (614 amino acids)
Biological process (GO): secondary metabolite biosynthetic process
Molecular function (GO): flavin adenine dinucleotide binding; oxidoreductase activity, acting on CH-OH group of donors
Source: RefSeq, a predicted model, not a curated record
AUGCUCCGUCAGAUAGUCUUGCUAUUGAUUGCUCUACACUGGUGCCUGAUUCAUACACUUGCCGCUCCGGCAUUGAGCGAUCAGCUAGCGGUAUCUGAUACCUUGCUCGCCGACGGGCGGUUUGACUAUGUUGUCGUCGGGGGUGGUACCGCAGGCAUCGUCGUGGCUACUCGCCUAGCACAAAAGUCCUAUACCGUUGCAUUGAUCGAGGCUGGGGGGUUCUACGAGUACCAAUCACUUUCUGCUAUUCCUUUAGCAUGCUUGAUUCCGGUUGGAUCAGAUUCGCGGAACAAGUUUCCCACUGAUUGGGGCUUUGUAACCCACAACCAGCCAGGGGUAAACAAUCGAGCUAUCCGCUAUGCCCGAGGAAAAUGUCUCGGUGGAUCGUCGGCGUUAAACUUCAUGAUUUAUCAACGACCCACUCGAGGUACCAUGAAGCAGUGGGCAGCUGCUGUAGGUGAUAGCAGCUACACCUUCGACCGCGUCUUGCCCUAUUUCAAACGGAGUGUCCACUUUACGCCUCCCAACCAGCAGACUCGAUUUCCCAAUUCGACUCCGUCGUUCGAUCCAGCCGCCUACGAUCCCCACGGAGGGCCAUUGCACGCGUCGUACUCUAACUACGCUAUGCCAUUCUCCUCGUGGAUGAGACUCGCAAUGCACAGCAUUGGAAUCGAGGACCGGGAUGAGUUUAACCUUGGGUCUUUGUUGGGGGCCCAGUAUUGCACAAGCACGAUCCGACCGCUGGACCAAAAAAGGAGCAGUGCCGAACGCUCAUUCCUUGAAACAAAACCUCCUUGGCUGACUAUUUAUACUUAUGUAUUGGCAAAGAGGAUCUUGUUCAACUCGCAGAAACGUGCCACAGGUGUUCUAGCGAAGGGUAAACUCGGCGAGUUCACGCUGCAUGCCAACAAGGAGGUCAUCAUCUCUGCGGGUGCAUUUCAAUCACCGCAACUGCUUAUGGUGUCUGGUAUUGGCCCGGCAAAGACACUCGAAGGUCAUGGAAUCCCUGUUUUGGCUGACCGUCCUGGGGUCGGUCAGAAUAUGUGGGAUCAUCCAUUCUUCGCCCCUUCGUACCGGGUUCGUGUGCCAACGGUGCCAACGUUGUUGGCGAAUCUUUUAAACCUCCUCACGCAAGCGGUCAAUGCUGUUAUCUUCCAACAAGGACCCUUUACUAGCCCUCUCACAGAUUAUCUCGCAUGGGAAAAGAUUCCCAAUAGCUUACGGGCAAACUUCUCCAGGAAAACUAUUGAAGAUCUAGCACGCUUUCCCAGAGACUGGCCAGAAGCGGAGGCAUCAUAUGUCGGUGAUGUUUCCAAACCUCUCUUACUUCAACCCAGGGAUGGCUAUGACUACGCAUCAAUAGUCGGUGUCCUAGUCGCUCCAACAUCCCGGGGUAACGUAACAAUCCGGUCGGCAGACACUGUCGACCUUCCAACAAUCAACCCAAACUGGCUAUCCACUGAAACAGACCAGGAGGUAGCAAUUGCGACAUUCAAGCGAAUACGGCAGGCCUUUGCGAGCGGUGUCAUGACGCCCAUACUGAUCGGAAGUGAAUACUAUCCAGGAAAUCGCGUACAGUCCGAUGCCGAGAUCCUGGAGUUUAUCAAAAAUAAUAUGAUGACCAUCUGGCAUGCCGCUUGCACUUGCAAGAUGGGGACCGCGCAGGAUGAAAUGGCAGUGGUAGAUUCACAGGCAAGGGUGUUUGGCGUUGAUGGCUUGCGCGUUGUUGAUGCGAGUGCAUUCCCACUUCUUCCUCCAGGACACCCGCAGUCCGUUGUUUACAUGCUGGCCGAGAAGAUCUCCGACGCAAUCGCGUUGGCAAACGGGACAGGUGAAAGGCGUUAG